AUGUCAAAGUGAAAAACUUACUAACAGAUCAUAUAGGUGAGGUUGUGCUGAAAAAAAAGAUACCCAACAUUGGUCUGGUAAACAUUUCUUUAUGUAGUAUAUCAGGGCAAAAUUGAAGGUACCCAAAAACGGCCAAAAAAGCUCCAGACUCCGAAGAGUUAAUCAGCUUCUUGAUAUGCCACAUCUGUCAGGUGGAUGGAUUAUCUUGGCAAAGGAGGAAUGCUCAUUAACAUAGACGUAAACAAAUUUGUGCACCAAAUUGGAGAGAAAUAAGCUUUUUGUGAGUAUGGAACAUUUCUGGGAUCUUUUAUUUCAGCUCAUGAAACAUGGGACCAACACUUAACAUGUUGCGUUUAUAUUUUUGUUCAGUGUAAAUACAGUGGGGAGAACAAGUAUUUCAUACACUGCCGAUUUUGCAGGUUUUCCUACUUACAAAGCAUGUAGAGGUCUGUAAUUUUUAUCAUAGGUACACUUCAACUGUGAGAGACGGAAUCUAAAACAAAAAUCCAGAAAAUCACAUUGUAUGAUUUUUAAGUAAUUAAUUUGCAAUUUAUUGCAUGACAUAAAUAUUUGAUACAUUAGAAAAGCAGAACUUAAAUAUUUGGUACAGAAACCUUUGUUUGCAAUUACAGAGAUCAUACGUUUCCUGUAGGUCUUGACCAGGUUUGCACACACUGCAGCAGGGAUUGUGGCCCACUCCUCCAUACAGACCUUCUCCAGAUCCUUCAGGUUUCGGGACUGUCGCUGGGCAAUACGGACAUUCAGCUCCCUCCAAAGAUUUUCUAUUAGGUUCAGGUCUGGAGACUGGCUAGGCCACUCCAGGACCUUGAGAUGCUUCUUACGGAGCCACUCCUUAGUUGCCCUGGCUGUGUGUUUCGGGUCGUUGUCAUGCUGGAAGACCCAGCCACGACCCAUCUUCAAUGCUCUUACUGAGGGAAGGAGGUUGUUGGCCAAGAUCUCGCGAUACAUGGCCCCAUCCAUCCUCCCCUCAAUACAGUGCAGUCGUCCUGUCCCCUUUGCAGAAAAGCAUCCCCAAAGAAUGAUGUUUCCACCUCCAUGCUUCACGGUUGGGAUGGUGUUCUUGGGGUUGUACUCAUCCUUCUUCUUCCUCCAAACACGGCGAGUGGAGUUUAGACCAAAAAGUUAUAUUUUUGUCUCAUCAGACCACAUGACCUUCUCCCAUUCCUCCUCUGGAUCAUCCAGAUGGUCAUUGGCAAACUUCAGACGGGCUGGCUUGAGCAGGGGGACCUUGCGUGCAGGAUUUCAAUCCAUGACGGCGUAGUGUGUUACUAAUGAGACUGUGGUCCCAGCUCUCUUCAGGUCAUUGACCAGGUCCUGCCGUGUAGUUCUGGGCUGAUCCCUCACCUUCCUCAUGAUCAUUGAUGCCCCACGAGGUGAGAUCUUGCAUGGAGACCCAGACCGAGGGUGCUUGCCUAUUGUCACCAAGCUGCUUGCCUAUUGUCCUGUAGCCCAUCCCAGCCUUGUGCAGGUCUACAAUUUUAUCCCUGAUGUCCUUACACAGCUCUCUGGUCUUGGCCAUGGUGGAGAGGUUGGAGUCUAUUUGAUUGAGUGUGUGGACAGGUGUCUUUUAUACAGGUAACGAGUUCAAACAGGUGCAGUUAAUACAGGUAAUGAGUGGAGAACAGGAGGGCUUCUUAAAGAAAAACUAACAGGUCUGUGAGAGCCGGAAUUCUUACUGGUUGGUAGGUGAUCAAAUACUUAUGUCAUGCAAUAAAAUGCAAAUUAAUUACUUAAAAAUCAUACAUUGUGAUUUUCUGGAUUUUUGUUUUAGAUUCCGUCUCUCACAGUUGAAGUGUACCUAUGAUAAAAAUUACAGACCUCUACAUGCUUUGUAAGUAGGAAAACCUGCAGAAUCGGCAGUGUAUGAAAUACUUGUUCUCCCCACUGUACAUUAUAUUCUACCAUACCACAUUGUCAGGUAGUAAACUAAAUGCACUAUAUUCUACCAUGCCACAUCAUCAGGUACUAAACUAAAUACACUAUAUUCUACCAUACCACAUCGUCAGGUAUAAACACUCAAUAGACUACAGUAUACCACACUACCAUGCAACAUUGUCAGAUAUUGUACUACACAGGUCAUAAUGUGUAACUAACUACAACUACUGUUUCUAUCACUGUCUCUCUCUGCUUCACACUGUUACAGCAGGCAGGCUUGGUAUAUUUGAUUGAAAUUACAUUACGGCCUGCUAGCCCACUGAUGCUACCUCUUCUCUCCCCUCCCUCUUGCUCCUCCUCUCCAGUUUUCUGAUUGCCCACUCGUUUGGGAGGAGGAUGCUGUACCCUGGCUCUGUAUACCUACUGCAGAAGGCUAUGAGACCCAUGCUACAACAGGGCCAAGCUAGACUUAUAGAAGAGGUGAGUCACCACACACACACCACAGUAGGGUCAAGUUGUACUAAUUUACAAUAGUUCAAGAUGUAGUCAUUUAUUUAUUUAUAGGGGACAAUGCACAUUAAUCAACAUCAAUAUUGCAAUAAUGCCAAAAGCUAAUUUGCAACCGUAGUCCCAGGGCAGGUAAGGGCAAUUACACAGCCACAAUACAAAUACUCACUAAAACAAUACAAAAUACAUUACAUCCAACAAUAUAUAAUUAUAAUAUAACUUAUUCGUAAUAAAACACUAUCCUCAACUGUCGUCUUACAUAUGAGGAACAGAUAACUUGUGUACAGGUUUGGAUAGAUUUGAGCCAUGUUUUCAAUUUAAAUGUAAAAUUACAAUAAUAAGUGCAGCUUCUCAAGUCCAUGGGCAUUACAUUCCAGUAUAUUGUAGCUCUAACAGAGAAGGCCGAUUGGCCAAAUUUACUGUGACGAAAAGGGACAACGUAAUCCCCUCUAGUUACUGCCCUUGUUAUCCUGGAGGUGCUUGCCUUGAGCGUGAUAUGCCGGCAUAGGGGUGGAGGGACAAGACCAUGCAGGAUCUUAAAGACAAGGCUUGUAUCUACAUUCUGCUUAAAGCUAUCCAGACUGAAUAAAUUAUGUUUGUGAAUGAUGUGACAAUGGUGGUAACUGUUUGGUUUGUUAUCAAAAAUCUUAAGGGUUUGUUUGUAGAGUGAUUCAAUUGGUUUCAGAAUAGUAGCUCCUGCUUGUGACCAGCAUGUGAGGCAAUAUCUCAGAUGUGAGAAGAUCAUAGCAUGCAUAUAUAGUUUGGUGGCCCCCAGAGGAAGGUAAGGUCUUAUAAACCUAAAGUUGGAUAAUCCAAACUUUACUGUGUUAACCACCACCUUCACAUGUUGCUUAAAUGUCAAGUUAGAGUCCAAAAUGACGCCGAAAUACCUGAAGUUAGACACAAUUUUCAGAUUCUCCCCAUUAACAAGAACAGCUCGUUGGGAAGAAUCAAUGGAUUUCUAUAUAUGCAACCUUUCGAUUAUAGAACAGCUUAACUUGAAGUUUCUCUUUUCUGAUCAGUUUCUGUACUUCCCUCCCUCUUCUCUGUGUGCAGUGUGAGGGCCAGAGGAACAAGCUGGUGGCGUGUGAUGGGAAUGAGAUUGAUACCAUGUUUGUGGACCGCAGGGGUGACGAAGGACAGCACGGACAGACUCUGGUAAGGACCUGGACUAGGCUCUAUGAACCAUCAGAACUACAUUACCCAUGAUUCCUCUGGUAAGGAACUGGACUACAGUACGCUCUAUGAACCAUCAGAACUACAUUACACAUGGUUCCCUGUGAGGUCUAUAGUGUUUGCUGUAUGUCCUGCUGUAGGUGAUCUGCUGUGAGGGCAACGCAGGCUUCUAUGAGGUGGGCUGUAUGAACACUCCAUUGGAAGGUAAGGAACCUCUGUGUCUGACACUUUUACACAUCAGAAAUACUUUCUUCCUUCCUUCCAACCUACUUACCAUCCUUCCUCCCUCCGAUGUAAAGGUCACUGUUCAUACAUAGUUGUUAACAUAUUCUCAUAACCUGUCAAAUUGAAACUAGAGCAGUAUAAACUGUGUUGUCUGUCUGUGUUGCAGGUGGAUACUCGGUGCUUGGCUGGAACCACCCUGGCUUUGCAGGAAGCACGGUAAGCAUUAGUGUCCCUCGCUCGUCCCCAUCAAGCUUUUGUGUGAACUUACCAGCGUAUUUCAAUGGAAUUAUUAGGCAAGUUUGUCUUAUGUGGAAAGUCUGGUUUGUCUACACGUGUCAUUCAUAGAGAAGGUUGGAAGAAACACAGGGUUGUGGGUUUGAUUUCAAAGGCGGGACCAGUACGUAAAAGUAGGAAAAUGUAUGCACUCACUACUGUAAAUCGCUCAGGAUAAGAGCAUCCGCUAAAUUACUCAAAUGUAAAUGUCUGUGUGUUAGCAGCAGAUUUGUUUCCAUCUCAAAAUGUGCAUUGACAUGAAAGUAAAUGUAAAACAAUAACUAUUUUGUUCCCCUUUCCACUCCUUUAUUUCUCUCUCAGGGCGUACCGUUCCCCCAGAACGAGGCCAAUGCCAUGGAUGUAGUGAUCCAGUUUGCAGUGCACAAGCUGGGCUUCCAGCUCAGUGACAUAGUGGUGUAUGCCUGGUCCAUAGGGGGAUUCACAGGUAGGGACCACACUGGUAAAUGCAGUGCGUGUCUGGCCGUAGUCUAUUGUGGGUAUGAGUUGACCAAUUUCACCAACAUACUGUAAGCACCACUUCUUUAUUUCUCCCCCUCUCUUCAUUUUCUCUCCAUCUCCCUCUUCUUGCUCACCCUCUCUCCCCCUCCCCCUCUCAUACUUCCUUUCCUCUUUCUCUUUGUCUCUCAGCCAGUUGGGCGGUGAUGUCCUAUCCAGAGAUCCAAGCACUGGUGUUGGACGCCUCCUUUGAUGACCUGCUGCCUCUGGCCCUCAAGGUCAUGCCCGACAGCUGGAGUGAGUCUCUCGCAGGGGUCAUAGGUCAAGGCGUGGAAAAUACCAAUAUAUUAUGUCUCUGGAUAACACUUUUUUUUUUCUAUUAUGAUAUCUAUUCUAUAACAAUACUCUGGAUCAGAGCAUCUGCCAAAGGCCUGAGGUUUGUGUGUGUGUCUAUGUAAGGGCUGUGUUUGGUUCAGGAUCUGACAAUGAAAAUUGUGUGUUUCAGGGCCGCUGGUGACACACACAGUCAGGCAGUACAUGAACCUCAACAGCGCAGAUCAGCUCUGCAAGUAAGUGCAACACUCUUUACUCACACAAACACUUUACCCAUGUGUGUGUGACUGACACAAACAUAUCAUCCAUGGAAAAUAUGGAGUAAAUCAAUUUGAAUUCAGUCACUUUUUGAUAGCAUCCCAUUUGAUUUGUACAACACUUUCCGUAUAUGUUUACCCAUGGAAGAAGUGGUCAGAAAGGGACUUUUUGGACCUGAAUGCCAAAAUAUUCAGGAGAAUAAAGGUGGAGAUAUCCAUGUCUUCAUCACCGGAAAAGAUAAACAGUUGAGUUUGAUAUCAAUUAAAAGCUUAAAAACAGGGUUGUCAAACUAGUGUAUAAAUUCUAUUAAAAAAAAAAAAAAAAAAUUAAGGGUAGGAAGCAUGAGUUUUUACUCACCAAAGACUUAGUAGCUUAGUUGUAGUCACGAUCUGGUUACCUAUAAGUACAAACAUAUAGUUAUGUUUUUGGGUUGUUACACAUUUAACUUAUUUCAGGAUAACUUCUAAACUACCCACAAUGCACUAUUUCUCAACGUCAUAUGGAGGAUCUACUCUGUGCUACAGAGUUAGUAUUCUAGCUCGGUAGCUAUCUCAAGCUGGCUAACGUUAGCCACACCUCAUGCUGUUCAGACUUUGUGGCUGUGUUAUCUAGUGGGAACCCGUUACCAAAUCAAAAUCAAAUCAAAUCAAAUCAAAUUUUAUUGGUCACAUGCGCCGAAUACAACAGGUGCAGACAUUGCAGUGAAAUGCUUACUUACAGCCCUUAACCAACAGUGCAUUUAUUUUAAACAAAAAAAAGUAAGAAUAAAACAACAACAACAAAAAAGUGUUGAGAAAAAAAGAGCAGAAGUAAAAUAAAGUGACAGUAGGGAGGCUAUAUAUACAGGGGGGGUACCGUUGCAGAGUCAAUGUGCGGGGGCACCGGCUAGUUGAGGUAGUUGAGGUAAUAUGUACAUGUGGGUAGAGUUAAAGUGACUAUGCAUAAAUACUUAACAGAGUAGCAGCAGCGUAAAAAGGAUGGGGUGGGGGGGCAGUGCAAAUAGUCCGGGUAGCCAUGAUUAGCUGUUCAGGAGUCUUAUGGCUUGGGGGUAGAAGCUGUUGAGAAGUCUUUUGGACCUAGACUUGGCACUCCGGUACCGCUUGCCGUGCGGUAGCAGAGAGAACAGUCUAUGACUAGGGUGGCUGGAGUCUUUGACAAUUUUGAGGGCCUUCCUCUGACACCGCCUGGUAUAGAGGUCCUGGAUGGCAGGGAGCUUUGCCCCAGUGAUGUACUGGGCCGUACGCACUACCCUCUGUAGUGCCUUGCGGUCAGAGGCCAAGCAGUUGCCAUACCAGGCGGUGAUGCAACCAGUCAGGAUGCUCUCGAUGGUGCAGCUGUAGAAUUUUUUGAGGAUCUGAGGACCCAUGCCAAAUCUUUUUAGUCUCCUGAGGGGGAAUAGGCUUUGUCGUGCCCUCUUCACGACUGUCUUGGUGUGUUUGGACCAUGAUAGUUCGUUGGUGAUGUGGACACCAAGGAACUUGAAGCUCUCAACCUGUUCCACUACAGCCCCGUCGAUGAGAAUGGGGGCGUGCUCAGUCCUCUUUUUUUUCCUGUAGUCCACAAUCAUCUCCUUUGUCUUGGUCACGUUGAGGGAGAGGUUGUUGUCCUGGCACCACACGGCCAGAUCUCUGACCUCCUCCCUAUAGGCUGUCUCAUCGUUGUCGGUGAUCAGGCCUACCACUGUUGUGUCGUCGGCAAACUUAAUGAUGGUGUUGGAGUCGUGCCUGGCCAUGCAGUCAUGGGUGAACAGAGAGUACAGGAGGGGACUGAGCACGCACCCCUGAGGGGCCCCCGUGUUGAGGAUCAGUGUGGCAGAUGUGUUGUUACCUACCCUUACCACCUGGGGGCGGCCCAUCAGGAAGUCCAGGAUCCAGUUGCAGAGGGAGGUGUUUAGUCCCAGGAUCCUUAGCUUAGUGAUGAGCUUAGAGGGCACUAUGGUGUUGAAUGCUGAGCUGUAGUCAAUGAAUAGCAUUCUCACGUAGGUGUUCCUCUUGUCCAGGUGGGAAAGGGCAGUGUGGAGUGCGAUAGAGAUUGCAUCAUCUGUGGAUCUGUUGGGGCGGUAUGCAAAUUGGAGUGGGUCUAGGGUUUCUGGGAUUAUGCUGUUGAUGUGAGCCAUGACCAGUCUUUCAAAGCACUUCAUGGCUACAGACGUCAGUGCUACGGGUCGGUAGUCAUUUAGGCAGGUUAUCUUAGAGUUCUUGGGCACGGGGACUAUGGUGGUCUGCUUGAAACAUGUUGGUAUUACAGACUCAGUCAGGGACAUGUUGAAAAUGUCAGUGAAGACACUUGCCAGUUGGUCAGCACAUGCUCGGAGUACACGUCCUGGUAAUCCGUCUGGCCCUGCGGCCUUGUGAAUGUUGACCUGCUUAAAAGUCUUACUCACAUCGGCUACGGAGAGCGUGAUCACAUAGUCGUCCGGAACAGCUGGUGCUCUCAUGCAUGAUUCAGUGUUGCUUGCCUCGAAGCGAGCAUAGAAGUGGUUUAGCUCGUCUGGUAGGCUUGUGUCACUGGGCAGCUCGCGGCUGUGCUUCCCUUUGUAGUCUGUAAUAGUUUUCAAGCCCUGCCACAUCCGACGAGCGUCAGAGCCAGUGUAGUAUGAUUCAAUCUUAGACCUGUAUUGACUCUUUGCCUGUUUGAUGGUUCGUCGGAGGUCAUAGCGGGAUUUCUUAUAAGCGUCCGGGUUAGAGUCCCGUUCCUUGAAAGCGGCAGCUCUACCCUUUAGCUCAGUGCGGAUGUUUCCUGUAAUCCAUGGCUUCUGGUUGGGGUAUGUACGUACGGUCACUGUGGGGACGACAUCAUCGAUGCACUUAUUGAUGAAGCCAGUGACUGAUGUGGUGUACUCCUCAAUGCUGUCUGAAGAAUCCCGGAACAUGUUCCAGUCUGUGCUAGCAAAACAGUCCUGUAGCUUAGCAUCUGCGUCAUCUGACCACUUUUUUAUUAACCGAAUCACUGGUGCUUCCUGCUUCAGUUUUUGCUUAUAAGCAGGAAUCAGGAGGAUAGAGUUAUGGUCAGAUUUGCCAAAUGGAGGGCGAGGGAGAGCUUUGUAUGCGUCUCUGUGUGUGGAGUAAAGGUGGUCUAGAGUUUUUUUCCCUCUGGUUGCACAUUUAACAUGCUGGUAGAAAUUAGGUAGAACGGAUACCACGGCGGGCUCUGGUGUUUUCUUGCCAUGGGCUCAAAACGAAAGAGAAAAUCCUACCUGCUUGCUCUAAUUGUGUAGUACCGUGUCUGUUCUACUUUUUAUUUUGUCAACUUUUCAGAAUGUUCUCUGUGAAGUAGGCUACGGGAGUUUUGUAACUUUUUCCACCUUGGCUUAGUGCUAGCGCACUAGCUGGCUGACAUCUGGAAUCUAUCUAUUUUGGAUUUUGGCCUGGUGAUGCGCCCGCCUCCCCCUAGCUUUGGUAGUUAACUCAGCCUGCACUCUUUUACUAUCGGAUGGGCCCCAACCAUCAGUCUGUAAGUCUCUGCUCACUUUGCUUUUAAUCUGUGGUUAUGUUUUAGUUUUGCUCUAGCUGGUCUCCAGUAGUUGGGCUCUAGCUUGCCGACCAUAACCGUGGUGGUUGGCUAAAUAAUGAUGGGGGGAAAAAAUCGAUAGUUACAUAUUGGAAUAUAAUUUUUUACGAUGUAUUGUUUUGAGAAUCUAGCUGUAUUUUUGCGCUAGUUGGCUGUACCUGCACCAAAACUCCUGUAUUAUUCCUUCAUAGCUUGUUUUUUAUUUUUAUUGGGAGGCAAUUAAUUUUCAGCACUUUAUUUCCAUGACUGAUCUAAUCUCGUUUUCUUAAGGCUCUCUCUUGUCCCUCUGCAGCAGACAUAUGGUGAGCAAUAUGUUUGGAUCAUCGAAUCGCAAUAAAAUCACAGUAUCGAAUUGCAAGAAUCGCAAUGCAUAUCGUAUCGGCACCUAAGUAUCGUUAUAUUAUAGGGAAUAGGCUGGCUUGCCGGGUCUUCCAAAUUACAUCACACUUCAGAAAAACAUUUUCCGUCAUGACUUCAGAAUACUGAUCGGUUUUAUGUAAUAAAGAAAAGUGAGGUGUAAGUUUGCAUUGGGACUUCUGAUGCGUAUAGUCAUGCAAAUCCAUGUUAUGUUUAUGCUACCUACUCUUUAACGUCAAUUAUCAACAAAAAAAUCUAACCUGUUGUAGCUUAGACCCUAUUUUACAUUAUUUGAGGUUUUUGUGUUGUGCCCGCUAUCGGUUGAAACACAACAUGCUCUUGAAUACAGGGUGGGUGUCAUUUCAAUCAUAGGAAUAUAAUUCAUAGAAUGGACCCAUCCCUUCAGACCACUGCAAUUUUUUGCUGGUACACAAUUGAAAUGUUUAUUGAAUUGACAUUUUAACUUGUAAUUACUACCACAGAUGGCCCCCGGUCCACCCACUGUUGAAUGUUAACUUAAAUGGUCAAACCUAUUCUAUCUAUAUUUCUAUGAUUUCAAUAGGUUUUCUAUGGAGGAUUGACAAUAUCAUUUAAAACAGAUAUUCCCAUUCAAAACAACAUUCUCUGUGUGGAUCUCCAACCAUCUUUGUGGUACCAUUUGAAAGUUGACAUUUCCAAUAUAUUCCCAUUUUUAGUGCAUUUAUCAGCCAAAACAUGACACCAACCAUGAAUUCUAGUGUUGCAUGGUAUACUUAAGCAAUAAGGCCCGAGGAGGUGUGGUAUAUGGCCAAUUGCUAUUAUAAACUAGUUACCAACGUAAUUAGAGCAGUGAAAAUAAAUGUUUUGUCAUACCCGUGGUAUACGGUCUGAUAUACCAUGGUUGUCAGCCAAUCAGCAUUCAGGGCUCGAACCACCCAGUUCAUAAUGAAACUUUGGUACUUUUUCAAUACUAGAACAUAACUGUUUGGUACUAGAAUUUGUUACUUUCAGUACUUCUGUCAAAUCUGACUCACGGAUCAAGUCUGUCAGCUCAGCCAAUGUCGAGGCACGCACCGUGCAUCCUACACUGGGAGUCUGGGCUGCAUCAUGUUAGCUACCCACUCAUGCUGCAUAGAAGUUAAGACACUUAAAUAAUGUGACAUGGCAUUUGUUGAAACUGUACAUUACGGUUUGCAAAACAAUGUCCAUACAUACAGGCUAGAACACUUUACAAUGCAAGAAGAUACCGGUAUCUUCCAGCUUUGUAGGCAAACUUUCCUUGCUAGCUUACAGCUGAAGCUAAGAUCAUUUCACUACCCUAGUACUGUGUUCGUGACCAUAACGCAAAAUAUGCUGAUUUCAAAGCUGAUUGCCACCAAAAUGUUGUUCAUUCACUUAAUUGGCCUCUCUCACGUCUCUCCCAAAUAUUAUCUAUUGACUCAGUGAACUGAAUGGUGUGCUAAUAGGGCUCCAACGGGCUGCCCCCUCUUGCCUUGUGAAUGACGUCAUUACUGGUUAAAGACACAGCGCACAGUUUUAUCAAAUAAGCUACUUCUAUGCAAAUGUUGUUGAUCAGUACAAUAAAAUAAGUCUCAAAUGGAAGGGAAACAGUGUUUGGGGUGGGGUGGGGUGGGGUGGGGUGGGGGGGUGUGUAACUCAAUAUUAGGAAGGUGUUCUUAAUGUUUUCUACACUGUGUAUAGGCCUAGGCUACAACUUGAUUUACCCAGUUUAUCAAUAGAGAUUUACCAUUCAAAUAAAUUACCGUUAUGUAAAUAGAUUUGUAAAAACAAAGUAAAAUGUAUUGUAUAAUUGAUUCAUUAAUCCAUACAUAGCAGUCUCUGAAAAAUGUUGCCGUAAAAACUUUCAAAUCUAAUGAUAUUGAACUCAGAAGAUGCCCAACGAUUGAACAGAGCAGUCAGUAGCUGAGUUUCUGUCUGGAUCAAGUGCCAUUCUGUGACUGGCUAAUAUUCCUUCUUUUUUUGGUGUUGAGUAUCGUGAUACUAAUCCUGGUAUCGAAGUCAAAAUUCUGGUAUCAUGACCACUAUUGUAUUCAAGAGCAUGUUGUCUCAACCAAUGGCAGGCACAACAAACAUCAGAUGUAAAGUAGGGUAUAAGCUACGUUUUUUGAUAAUUGUGUUUUAAGUUUAAAAUUACUAUUUAUUUUUAAAAAACAUUAUUUUUAAGAAAUAAGAGUUUGACAACCCUGUUUUUUAAAGCUUUUAAAUGAUAAUUACAACCGUUUAUCUUUUCCAGUGAUGAAGACAUGGAUGUCUCAUAGUAUUGUGGGCUAUGCAAAAUAGGUCAACUUUGAGCACCUUUUUAUCUCUUGAAUGUUUUGGCAUUCAGGUCCAAAGGACACUUUCUGAGCACUUCUACAAUGGGCAAAUAUGUAUGGAAGGUUUCGUUCAAAUCAAAAGGGGUGGGAAGAUGGGAGGUUUUGUGUAUUUUGUGACCCUAACACUCAUGAGUUCUUCCUUAGGUACCAGGGACCAGUGCUUCUGAUCAGAAGAACCAAAGAUGAGAUCAUUACCACCACGUGAGUCACUAUGAAGGCAUGAAUAAAGAAAAUACUUAUGGCGCGUUCAGAUUCACUAGACUUGUUACCAGAUGUAUAGCUAUAGUGGCUGGUUUCACUAACUGACGGUGUUGUGUUUCAGGGGUCCAGAAGAUAUCAUGUCCAACAGAGGAAACAACCUCCUGCUCAAACUUCUGCAGUUCAGGUCGGUUCUCCGUCUCGAAAACCUCACAUAGGCUGUGUAGGCCUAUAUCUAUGUACACGUUGUACACUACAGACCUGAUUAUUCACAACCUCACACAGACAUCUAAGGUGUUGCCUUGUACCAUAUAUAUAUAUUCACCAGGAACAGAGAGAGUGAGCACUCUGUUUCUGUUUAAACCCUUUCUGAUGUCAUAUCUUCAGGUACCCCAAGGUGAUGACAGACGAUGGAGUCAGGGCCAUCAGAGCAUGGCUGGCAGCUACCAACCACAUAGAAGAGGCGGCGGUGUACAGUAGCUAUGAGGUGGAUGAUGACUGGUGUGUGUCUGUACUGCAGUCGUAUAAGACAGAGAGAGACGUUUUCUUCCCCUGGAGCGUUGGUAAGAACUGCUCCUCAAACACUAUUACAGCUGGUUGACAGAUUAGAAUCUCCCUAGAUGAACUACUUAACAAUGAUGACGGAAUUAAUGUCUUUGUCAAAAGGGUUUGUUUACUGCCCCUUAGACACUUGUCUCUGCUGAGAUUGUGUAUCCAUAUUUAAACACACACACGUGUUGUGGUUUUAACCCUUUCCGUUUUGUCAGGUGAGGACAUGACACUGGAGGGAAGACGGCAGCUGGCUCUUUUCCUGGUGAGAAACGUCUAUUGUUCCCCCUCUCAACAACAUGACUUGCAUUCUAUUCUCUCUCUCUAUCCAUCAGUGCCUUUCUUCUUAUGUCCCUCUUCUCUCUCUGCCUUACAAAUAGCCUACCUUUAUUCUUCACCCCAUCCUUUAUUGCUUACCUGUCCUCCCUCUUCCCCACCAUCUGUUCUUAAGGGUAAUUAUCAUGCUGAAGAACACUUGAGGUUUCCAUAGUAACUAGGUCACCUGUGCUCUCCUUGUGACUGGUGUAAUGUAUUUCUAUUGAGCUCUGUGGUUAUUGAAGUAAUUUACUACAGCAUGAUAGGAGUGUCAAUUACUGCUAAUGCAGCUGCAUUUAUUCUGUGGCUGGCUAAUGCCUGUUAAGUACAGUGGGGAAAAAAAGUAUUUAGUCAGCCACCAGUUGUGCAAGUUCUCCCACUUAAAAAGAUGAGAGAGGCCUGUAAUUUUCAUCAUAGGUACACGUCAACUAUGACAGACAAAUUGAGGAAAAAAAAUCCAGAAAAUCACAUUGUAGGAUUUGUAAUGAAUUUAUUUGCAAAUUAUGAUGGAAAAUAAGUAUUUGGUCACCUACAAACAAGCAAGAUUUCUGUCUCUCACAGACCUGUAACUUCUUCUUUAAGAGGCUCCUCUGUCCUCCACUCGUUACCUGUAUUAAUGGCACCUGUUUGAACUUGUUAUCAGUAUAAAAGACACCUGUCCACAACCUCAAACAGUCACACUCCAAACUCCACUAUGGCCAAGACCAAAGAGCUGUCAAAGGACACCAGAAACAAAAUUGUAGACCUGCACCAGGCUGGGAAGACUGAAUCUGCAAUAGGUAAGCAGCUUGGUUUGAAGAAAUCAACUGUGGGAGCAAUUAUUAGGAAAUGGAAGACAUACAAGACCACUGAUAAUCUCCCUCGAUCUGGGGCUCCACGCAAGAUCUCACCCCGUGGGGUCAAAAUGAUCACAAGAACGGUGAGCAAAAAUCCCAGAACCACACGGGGGGACCUAGUGAAUGACCUGCAGAGAGCUGGGACCAAAGUAACAAAGCCUACCAUCAGUAACACACUACGCCGCCAGGGACUCAAAUCCUGCAGUGCCAGACGUGUCCCCCUGCUUAAGCCAGUACAUGUCCAGGCCCAUCUGAAGUUUGCUAGAGUGCAUUUGGAUGAUCCAGAAGAGGAUUGGGAGAAUGUCAUAUGGUCAGAUGAAACCAAAAUAGUUAACUCAACUCGUCAUGUUUGGAGGACAAAGAAUGCUGAGUUGCAUCCAAAGAACACCAUACCUACUGUGAAGCAUGGGGGUGGAAACAUCAUGCUUUGGGGCUGUUUUUCUGCAAAGGGACCAGGACGACUGAUCUGUGUAAAGGAAAGAAUGAAUGGGGCCAUGUAUCGUGAGAUUUUGAGUGAAAACCUCCUUCCAUCAGCAAGGGCAUUGAAGAUGAAAGGUGGCUGGGUCUUUCAGCAUGACAAUGAUACCAAACACACCGCCCGGGCAACGAAGGAGUGGCUUCGUAAGAAGCAUUUCAAGGUCCUGGAGUGGCCUAGCCAGUCUCCAGAUCUCAACCCCAUAGAAAAUCUUUGGAGGGAGUUGAAAGUCUGUGUUGCCCAGCGACAGCCCCAAAACAUCACUGCUCUAGAGGAGAUCUGCAUGGAGGAAUGGGCCAAAAUAGCAGCAACAGUGUGUGAAAACCUUGUGAAGACUUACAGAAAACGUUUGACCUGUGUCAUUGCCAACAAAGGGUAUAUAACAAAGUAUUGAGAAACUUUUGUUAUUGACCAAAUACUUAUUUUCCACCAUAAUUUGAAAAUAAAUGCAUUAAAAAUCCUACAAUGUGAUUUUCUGGAUUUUUUUCCCUCAAUUUGUCUGUCAUAGUUGACGUGUACCUAUGAUGAAAAUUACAGGCCUCUCUCAUCUUUAAGUGGGAGAACUUGCACAAUUGGUGGCUGACUAAAUACUUUUUUUCCCCACUGUACAUCUGAUUCCCUUUAUAUGGAAAUGUCAGGUGGUGGUGGGCUUCCAUUAAAGUCAGUCAGACAAAAGCAAAUCUAAUCUACAGAGUUCCAUUUAUUGGGAAUGUUCUCUCUCGUUCAUUGUCCGACUCUUCUCCGUUUCCAUCACUUGUUCCCUCCCUCCUUUCCUCAGGCACGGAAGUACAUGCGGAACUUCGAGUCAACGCACUGCACUCCUCUCCCCUACUCUGAAUUCGCUGCCCCUUGGAGACUGUAAAAAGAGAUGAGGGAUGGAUAGAAGAUAACGAGAGGCAAAGAGUGGUGGAGGUGAAGCGGCUGGCGAAACCAACCAAUCAGAUGAGGUUUACAGAGCAUGGAUUGAAUGUGUUAUCAUGUAUCUAUGGGAGGUGUUCAAGGCAGCUAGACCCAGUCGGUAUUAGAACGUUGCAACCCUGCCCACCUGUGGGGAAAACACCUGUGGUUACCCCAUUGGCUCAUAGCAAAAACUUGGCAUUUUGUCUACUUGUUUUAAUCAAUUACAAAACUACAUUUAAGAAAAGUACAGGUCUAAAGAUUACU
Coregonus sp. 'balchen' is the source of this 14843-nucleotide messenger RNA. The record is from the annotation of a GenBank genome assembly. Lineage: Eukaryota; Metazoa; Chordata; Actinopteri; Salmoniformes; Salmonidae.